Messenger RNA from Dreissena polymorpha, 2609 nucleotides. RefSeq lists its product as uncharacterized. The record is from RefSeq and is a predicted model, not a curated record. The coding region runs from base 81 to 2114 and encodes 677 amino acids. NCBI's taxonomy places the organism in Eukaryota, Metazoa, Mollusca, Bivalvia, Myida, Dreissenidae. The transcript is spliced from 18 exons.
CUUCUAUUAUCGACAUAGAUAAGGUCAUGAAAGAAAUAUUGCAAUAAGGCGACAAUAGUAGAUAAAUUUAUGGUGGACUCAUGAAGAUGAACGUUAUGUUCUAUGUUGCCGGCGUUCUACUUGCGACGUUUACAUCAUCACAUGGCCUGAAAUGUCUGUCUUGCUAUGAUAUACCUCAACCCAAUGAUUGCAAUUCCAUAUCCGAAUGCGGUCAGCACGAGGAGUGCUUUACCGACGUCCAUGUGACGCCUAGUGGACAUAUGCUUUUCUCACUUGGAUGCCGGGACCAAAGGCAAUGUACAGUUCACAAAAGACACCUUUCCGAUUUAUCGUCAGAAGGGCAUAAUGACACCGCGAAACAUUGGACGGAAGAAAUAGAUAAUGCUAAUGAUGGUGUUAUGAGUAACACACGUUUUAAUCACAAGCGAGAUCUUAUAGUCUGCAGCCAGUGUUGCCCUACUGGCGACGUGUGCAAUGUACAUCUGUGUGGAAGCAAAGGCUACUCAACACAACGUGGUCCUCUUUGCUACGCAUGCCCACAACAGCAAGGACAAUCGACAUGUCCCAGAAUACAAGUGUGCGGGCAAGACGAGGCUUGCUUCAUUGAGGAUUUGAGCAUCGCUGGACAGGCAGUAUUUCAUACUGGAUGUUAUGGGCUUCGUAAAUGCGCAGCAGACCACAUGUUUAUUGAAACUAAUGCCCUUAUCGGACGACGUACUAUGCAACAACCAAAUGCCACCGACGAUAAUGGUCCCGAUGAUUCGGAAGAUGUGCCCCAAACAACAAGACGGUGCUGUCGAACGGAUUUCUGUAAUUAUGAUCCAUGGGGGACCUGGCAGAGCUGGACAGCAUGCACUGCUACUUGUGGAUGGAGAGGGGUUCGAACUCGCAAAAGGGCCUGCCUAAACCAGAACGGGAAAGCGUGCUCGGGGACGGAUGUAGACUAUGAUUAUUCGUGCGCCGACAGAGACUGUGCAAACACAACGUUCUGUUUACGUUGUGACGCCUCGAUUUCUCCGUCUACAUGUCAACACGUGGAGCAAUGUGGAGAACACUCCUCGUGUUACACAGACCAAUACCAGAUGGGAGGAAAUAUCCUCUACGCAACUGGGUGCCGGGAUAAGAGGCUUUGUUUGGCAGGUGGGAAACGCUUCAUAGAAAAUGCAGGAGAAAACAUCAUAUGCUCUCAAUGUUGCGAAAACAAAGACCUUUGUAACUACGAACUUUGCGGAAACGAACACCUUGCUAAACUGGUGUGUUUCGCAUGUGAUGAGCAAAUCGCGCCGUCAAAAGAAAGUUGCAGCAAGAUCAACGUUUGCAAAGACAACGAGGUUUGUGGUCUGAUGAAAAUAACCCAAAACGGCCGAGAACUUUACAAAACUUCUUGUACUGAUUCAAAGAGUUGCAAUCCUGUACCGUUCGCCAACUCCAUGUAUCCGAAGUGUUGCGACACCAACCUGUGUGACUCCUACAACAAAACUGAUACCGGUCAUCAGACACAACAACCCACACAGUCCUCAAACCGUCCGCAAACAACGUCUACGACAGCCCUAACCCAUCAUCAAACAACGUCUACGACAGCCCUCACCCACCCACCAACAACGUCUACGACAGCCCCAACCCAGCCUCAAACAACGACCACGACAAAUCCUCCGCUUCCUCUUGGAUGGGGGGAGUGGGGACCCCACAUUUGCCUGGAAAUACAGAAUAAUAUACAAGGGACUAAGUCUCGUUGGAGGACGUGUUACAACCCAACUGAUCAGCCUGUGAUCGGUUGUUAUGACGGCGAUGUCCAAGAAGAAGUCUCAGGUCGAAGUUUCUGUUAUGGCGAAACGGGGAAGCAGUGUCAAAAGGCAGAAAAUGUGCGAAUAAUAGCAAGCAGCCAACUACCGCUUGGAGGCAAGGUUACAUUACAAUGUAUCGCCGAUGGUGACCCAACACCGCACGUAAUAUGGAGCACACCGCAAGGGAUAAGCUGGCAAAGGCGCAAUCUUGUCAUUGAUGUUGUGACGAAGGCGGACGAGGGCGAGUACGUCUGCCACGCAUCCAACCUGUGUAGGGAUGGAAUGGACAUCGAAAACAUCGAGACAAGGAAACAGAUCAGUGUUGUGUAGCCGCGCAUUAUAACUGACUCCGCAAAUAGAGUCCAUAUCAAAAAAUAGCGUUAGAAUUUAAAAAUUUUACGCUCACGUAUGCGGGAGAUUAAUGGGACAUGAAAGAAAACCGGACAAAAUUAAGGUGAGAACAAGUAAAACGCAGAUAUAAAGAAAAUCUACAUGUAUUCACCUUUUUUUUUGUUUUUAAGGAUAUGGAUGCCUCUAAUUAAAAAAAUAUUGGAAUUUGUUGUGUAAACCUAAAUAAAACUAACUAAGUGCAAGCGAUGUUCAUUCUCAGCAAUAUGCAGUUUUACAUAUUGGUUAUGACCUGUCUUCAAAAUAGACAUUCACAGACAUGUCAAAUGAAUAAUUCCGCUUCAUUGUACGAGCUUAGUUCAAAACGUUCACAUAUUAAUUUGAAAAUGAUUUUCUGUCAACCUAAGAUCAUUCCAUAUUUCCGUAUUUGUUAACAAAUCAAACAUGAAAUAAAAACAGACAGUUUAUUCGAAUGAA